Lobosporangium transversale is the source of this 955-nucleotide messenger RNA. RefSeq lists its product as hypothetical. The record is from RefSeq and is a predicted model, not a curated record. Bases 164 to 856 code for a protein of 230 amino acids. The transcript has 3 exons. NCBI's taxonomy places the organism in Eukaryota, Fungi, Mortierellomycota, Mortierellomycetes, Mortierellales, Mortierellaceae.
AACCUCCUCUUCCUCCCCCAGUAUCCCAGCAUUGGACACCUCCUUCUUUCCCUACAGAAAAUAACGACUCAAUUGCCCCUUUUUAUCUUUUUUUUUUUUAAAGCUUGUCUUUCAGUGUGUUCAUCGACAAUCUCAUUCAUCUCCAUCCUUUUCUCAUUCAGACAUGAAGACAUCUUUGAAAACGCUCCUAGUCGUCGGUUUGACUUGUUUGCAAUAUCUGUCCGGCAUAGAUGCUCAAGCAGCAACCCCUACAACCCCUGUUCGAGGGACCGUCAGUGCAACCACCACUACAGUCCCAACGCCAUCACAACCAUCGUUUGUCAACACUCCAGGCCUGCAAAUCUCUUCAGUCUACAAUGGAAUGACGAUUAUUCAGGAUACAGUCUUAUCCAUCAUGAUUAGUCUGUCAGACCAGCGACCAAUAAGCUCAAUCAACUUUUCGGUCGCCAAGAAGGAUGGCUCUUCCAACACAACGAUUUCCACUGUCUCAUCAGGCGCAACUAUUCGUUCGAGACAACUAUGGAAUGUCACCUCGGAACAGUAUCCACUAGGCGAAUACUUGCUCAAUAUAAUCAUCACCCCUAACAAUACAGUUGGCGCAGGCACCAACCCACCAGCAUCGUCCUCGAGCGCUCCUCCAGAACCCAAGCCAACCGAAGCCCCCAGUACCCCAAGUGUAGGACCAGCUGUUUAUUACUGGCAAAUGACUGUUAAAGUCGUUCAACGCUCAAGCCCCCUUCCUAGUAGCUCCGCCAUGUCACUAAAUGUGCUUGGAGGUGGCAGCAGCAUGGGAUAUCUCUAUAGCAUGAUGGUGGCUGUAGGAGUCAUUUCUCUUGGAGCAAUGCUUGGGCUUUAAUAGAAUAACGGUAUAAAUGUUGGAACAGGCGGCUUGACGGUCCCGAAAGUCUAUACGAUUAUAAUAGACAAAUAAAAGUAGCGCUAUACGAAGACACGG